AGCAUCGCGGCUGCGUCUCUGAGCGGAACCAGAAAAAUGCAGACGAAGCGGAGCGACGCGCCGCUGAGCGCCGGGCACGGAGAUCAGACCGACUCCGUGAGGAAACACGCUGGAUAUGAGUCUCCAACACGAGAGCACAAAUCUGAGGUUAAAAACGGCGCCCUCGAGGAACCACGACGAACAGAUGGGGGCGUUUCAGAAAAAAGUGACGUUACGGAAGAUGACGGUGUGAAAAAGGCAGCACCAGAGCCCAGAAACAUGACAGGACCCAGAAUUACUAAGGCGUUUUUAAGGGACCAUUGCAAACGAAACAAACUGUACCUGACACCUUGGCUGAACGACACACUGUACCUUCACUUUAAAGGUUUUUCUGUUAUCGAGGGCUUAGAGGAGUAUACAGGCUUGCGCUGUCUCUGGCUUGAGUGCAAUGGGAUUGAGAAAAUUGAGAACCUGCAGAACCAGACGGAGCUUCGCUGCCUGUUCCUCCAGCAAAACCUGAUUCACACUUUGGAGAAUCUUGAACCACUCAGCAAGCUUAGCACUCUCAAUGUUUCAAACAAUUACAUAAGAGUCAUCCAGAACAUAGCAUGUUUGAACAAGCUGUCCACACUACAGAUCUCCCAUAAUGCAUUGGAGAGCGUGCAUGACAUAGAGGAGCUCUGUUGUUGUCCGUCUAUCAGUGUUCUGGACUUGUCACACAACCGUCUCAAUGACCCAGAAAUGAUCACGAUUCUGGAGAAGAUGCCUGAUUUGAGAGUGCUGAACCUUAUGGGUAAUGAAGUUAUAAAGAAAAUUCCAAACUACAGGAAGUCGCUGAUCAUUCGCCUAAAGCAACUGACAUAUCUGGAUGAUCGUCCAGUGUUUCCAAAGGAAAGGGCAUGUGCUGAGGCUUGGGCAAUAGGGGGUUUGGAAGGAGAGCGGAAAGAAAGGGAAUUCUGGCAAACAAGAGAGAGGAGGAAGAUUCAGGAGAGUCUGGAUGCUAUGGCAGCUAUUAAAGAAAAUGCACGAAAGCGGAGGCAAGCUGAAGAGCAGCAGGAAAUGGCAGGAGUCCCUGAGCUUCAAAGUCCUGCUACUGAAGGGCACAACAAGCUUGACAAGUCUGCGUUAGACAUAGAGCCAAGUGGCCAAUUAAAAACAGACCAAGAGCAGGCUGACAUGUCAGUAUCAGAGAUGGAGUACACUCAUUCUUCAGUAAGGGACAGCAGAGAGAUGCUCCAGUCAGCCCCAGAACGAGAGCAAACUGACCAGUUACCGCAAGAGCAAGAUUUGGCUAACCCGUCAGGGGCAGAGAUGGAGCCAAUUACAUGUCAGCGAUCGGCAGUGCAUGGAAACGAAGUACUCCAGUCAGCAUUGGAAACUGAGCUUCUUCAGUCCAGAUCAGAUGCAAACAAAGCUGUGCAACCGGCAUCUGAGAAAGAGGAGGUUUUGAAGUCAGGACCAUCUCUGAAGUUAACGUCAGAGGGAAAUCUGAAGAAGAAACAUGAUGCACCUUUGUGGUCAGGAUCAGAGUCUGAGGAUCCACUCCUAAAAGCUGGCACAGGUGGCCCUGUUACUGAACUUGCCCCAGAUGAUAAAUUAGAGACCAUAGUACUAUCUGACAUCCCAUCACUGACUAUCAGUGAUCUACCUGAUCUGGAGGAUGUGAAUUCAAACUGGAUGCAAACAGUGCCUCAGGCUAUCUUCCAUCCAAAAAUUGAGGUCGUCUCUGCCACUGACAGUGACUUCCACCCAGAGGUGAUGCUGUGUGAAGGAAUUCAAUCUGGAUUAAAGUUUCCUGACCCGAUCUUUGGGGUAUCUACCAACAUCAUGUCAAUCAUCGAUCACAGUUUUCUUUUCACCAAUGAGGCAGUACCAAUAGCGGGUCCUGAUGCCCCACCCAUUGCAAAAGAAAGCAAAAAAAACAUCACCCUGAUUGAGGAGAUGGACUGACUCUGUUACAUUCAAUACACUCUUUGUUUAAUGACCGAAAUGUAUGAUUGUCUCAGCAGUAAUAUUUCAAUGUUUAUGACUUGUUAUAGGAAUGAUACUCUUGUAGCAGCAGGUAUAUGCAAUUGACUGAAAAACUUAUUCAGUGAAGUUCAUAAAAUUCCAUGACAUGAUACUUUUUAAAAUGUCCCUCAUAUUGUCCCUCAAGACACAUAUCACCACAAAUAAAAAAAGACUUA
This is a messenger RNA of Colossoma macropomum (tambaqui), 2165 nucleotides long. It is a transcript of the gene dnaaf1, whose product is annotated as dynein axonemal assembly factor 1. Gene Ontology annotation, molecular function: protein binding. The coding region runs from base 37 to 1929 and encodes 630 amino acids. The transcript is spliced from 10 exons. The record is from RefSeq and is a predicted model, not a curated record. Lineage: Eukaryota; Metazoa; Chordata; Actinopteri; Characiformes; Serrasalmidae.